AUGGCCAGCGAGGGAGGCGUCGAAAUUCAUUCUGUGCCCAAGAAUGGCGACCUAGCCGAUCCUAUUCUGAACAAAGUAUCGCGUGUGGUGACGGGAAACAAAAUGUUUACUGCAGCACAUGCGAUGUAUUAUGGCGUUGGUUUAAAGGACGAAGACUUUGAUAAACCUCAGAUCGGUAUCUCUCCGGUCUGGUGGGAAGGAAACGGGUGCAAUGCUCAUUUACUCAAACUUGGUUACGAAGUCAAAAAGGGCUGUGAAGCAGCUGGUCUCAUUGGGCUCAUAUUCAAUACUAUCGGUAUCAGUGAUGCGAUCACUAUGGGCACAUCGGGAAUGCGCUAUAGUCUGCCUAGUCGUGACUUGAUCGCCGAUUCGAUCGAAGCUGGCCAAUUCUAUGAUGGCAACAUCUCGCUUCCGGGGUGUGACAAGAACAUGCCCGGGUGUGUGAUGGCGGCCGCUCGCCACAAUCGACCAACAAUCAUUGUUUAUGGUGGGACGAUGCAACCGGGUUCCCGUCAGAUCGAUUGUCCACCACUUGGCCUCAAGGCAGGAGAUCCCGUUAAUCUCGGCGACAUGUUCGAAACAUGGGGGGCGUUUUCAACUGGCAUAAUCAAUGAAGCCCAGUGUCACGAUGCUGUCAGGAACGCAUGCCCCGGAUCGGGUGCGUGUGGCGGCAUGUUCACUGCCAACACCAUGAGCUCUGCGCUCGAGGUUCUGGGCAUCUCGUUGCCCUAUUCUGCUAGUACUCCCGCUGACUAUGAAGAGAAGAAGGAGGAAUGUCGGAGGGCGGCGGGGUACUUGAAGAUUCUACUCGCGAAAGACAUCAAGCCCAGGGACAUCUUGACUCGCAAGGCUUUUGAGGAUGCCAUCGCCAUCGUCAACAUCAUUGGCGGCUCCACUAACGCCGUUCUCCACCUCCUUGCGAUGGCAAGAGCAGCUGACGUGCCACUUACUAUUGAUGACUUCCAGGUCAUCCGUGACCGUACUCCGUAUCUUGCUGACCUAAAACCUUCUGGCGCCUACGUAAUGGAAGACCUCCACAAAGCAGGAGGAAUCCCGGCUCUGCUCAAGUACAUCAUCGAACAUCCACAGUACGGCCAUCUCGUUGAUCCCGACCGAAUCACUGUGACAGGCAAGACAAUGAGAGAGAACUUGAAGGAUGUGAAGCCUCUGCAGUUUGGCCCAGAGGGACAGAAUGUUGUUCGACCAUUCGAGAACCCCAUCAAGACGAGUGGUCAUCUAACAAUCUUGAGGGGGAACUUGUGCCCUGGCUCUGCAGUAGCGAAGCUAACCGGGAAGGAAGGGCUACACUUUGAGGGCGUGGCAAAAUGCUUUGACGUAGAAGCCGACUUUUAUCCAGUAUUAGAGCGGGGGGACAUUAAGCCCGGAAUGGUGGUAAUUUUCCGCUACCAGGGGCCUAAAGGAGCUCCAGGGAUGCCUGAAGUACGUCCGCGACCGCGGUCUGGGAAAAUCACAUGUUUGAUCACGGACGGACGGUUCUCGGGUGCCAGCCGUGGAUUCAUCAUUGGUCAUGUCGUUCCUGAAGCCAUCCUUGGAGGGCCUAUCGCACUCGUACAAGAUGGUGACAAGAUCACGGUCGAUGCGGAGACUCGCGCCAUUACUUGGCAUGUCUCUGAUGAGGAUGCCGCUGCACGCAAGAAGGCAUGGGAAGGCCGUAAGAAGAACGAAUUGAAAGUUAGGCGUGGCGUUCUUUUCCGAUACGCCCGCGACGUCGCACCAGCUAGUGAAGGUGCAUAUUGCGAUUGA
Molecule: messenger RNA, 1764 nt
Organism: Cantharellus anzutake
Lineage: Eukaryota; Fungi; Basidiomycota; Agaricomycetes; Cantharellales; Hydnaceae
Product: dihydroxy-acid and 6-phosphogluconate dehydratase
Exons: 18
Coding region: 1-1764 (587 amino acids)
Biological process (GO): branched-chain amino acid biosynthetic process
Cellular component (GO): mitochondrion
Molecular function (GO): dihydroxy-acid dehydratase activity
Source: RefSeq, a predicted model, not a curated record